AUGAGCAGUUCCAACAUUCGAUCUCCCGAGAUGAAACGUGUACGUCUUAGUCCUCCAAUGAUGCCACACGUUCUCCCCGCGCAUAUGUCUACGUCACUGCCUCCAUUGCCACCGCUAAGGGACUUUACUGGAGUAAAUCCUCCAGUCCCUAUUACUGCUUUGAGCACCUCGUGCAAACUAGCCGAGCUGCGAUACAAAUAUCUGGAUGAUAUUGCUAUGGUUAUUCAGAAACUUAAAGCCGUGCUUACGUACGGUCCCGGAUCUGCGUGUCCAGAUUCGCCGGUGCCUCCUUCGGUCGUACUCAAGUUGGUACGCACUGUACAGACGCUCGAGAAGCUGCGUACACUGCUACUGAUGAAUCCUACAAGGUUGCGUCGAGUAUCGUCUGCCCAGAUGGAAACCGUCGAGCAACAGAUUAAAAUGAACCUGCUUCCGAUCGCAACUUUGUUCCGCAGCUUUGACAAUGAGAAGCAGACUGAUAAACGUCAAGACACACCGUCCGCUAUUGAAGAUAGCGCGCUUAAAAUGGAACAAGUCUGGAAUCAGCAUUGCGAUGCCAAGUCUCCGUGCUCACCUAUAGAAGUUUUAGCAACGCCAGUGCCUCGAUAUGACUGGCGAUUUCUGUCCAUGGCGCUUAGCCUGCAGUUGUAA
Molecule: messenger RNA, 651 nt
Organism: Peronospora farinosa
Lineage: Eukaryota; Oomycota; Peronosporomycetes; Peronosporales; Peronosporaceae
Source: the annotation of a GenBank genome assembly